GCUCCAGCGGCUGGCUCUGAAAGGCGCGGUGCGCGAGGUGCCGAGGGCUUGAGGCGAAGCUUGGCCUCUUCCCGCGCCGAGACGGGGGCCGGUGGCGGCUGUUGCGGCGGCGGCCCUCGGGCCGGCUGCUGGUGAGGGGAUGGCGGCGCCGGGCCCGGGGGCCGGGGCAGCCUCGGGCGGCGCAGGCGCGGGCUCCGGCCCCGGGGCCGGGACGUCCGGGGGACCUGGGGGCCGGUUGCCCAGCCGGGUGUUGGAGUUGGUGUUCUCUUAUCUGGAGCUCUCCGAGCUGCGGAGCUGCGCGCUGGUGUGCAAGCACUGGUACCGCUGCCUGCACGGCGACGAGAACAGCGAGGUGUGGCGGAGCCUGUGCGCCCGCAGCCUGGCCGAGGAGGCUCUGCGCACGGACAUCCUUUGCAACCUGCCCAGCUACAAGGCUAAGGUACGUGCUUUCCAACAUGCCUUCAGCACUAAUGACUGCUCCAGGAAUGUCUAUAUUAAGAAGAAUGGCUUUACCUUACACCGAAACCCCAUCGCUCAGAGCACUGAUGGUGCAAGGACCAAGAUCGGUUUCAGUGAGGGCCGUCAUGCAUGGGAAGUGUGGUGGGAGGGCCCUUUGGGCACCGUGGCAGUGAUUGGAAUUGCCACGAAGCGGGCCCCCAUGCAGUGCCAAGGUUAUGUGGCAUUGCUGGGCAGUGAUGACCAGAGCUGGGGCUGGAAUCUGGUGGACAAUAAUUUACUACAUAACGGGGAAGUCAAUGGCAGUUUCCCACAGUGCAACAACGCACCAAAGUACCAGAUAGGAGAAAGAAUCCGAGUCAUCUUGGACAUGGAGGAUAAGACUUUAGCUUUUGAACGUGGAUAUGAGUUCCUGGGGGUUGCCUUUAGAGGACUUCCAAAGGCCUGCUUAUAUCCAGCAGUUUCUGCUGUAUAUGGCAACACAGAAGUGACUUUGGUUUACCUUGGAAAACCUUUGGAUGGAUGACAGUGGCUUUCUGGGAUCAAAGACAGUGGAGAAGAAACCUACUCGUGGAAAGUAGCAUCAUGAAGUGACAAUGUCAUAUGUGCAUGCCCAAGAAACAUCCUGAAAAACAUGAAGUUGUCAACUGGAGAAGCAGCUCUACUACAGCAGAGAUCACCUUAGUGUUUCCUCUUUCUGCUGGGCCAGAAAAAUCCUCAGGGUUGCAGUUGGUUGAGUGGGCAGUUGGCAUAUGCGUGUUGUAACAGAUUCUGUCUCUAAGCUAGCAGUGUGUUCUUUCCAGCUUUAAGGUGAGUGUUAGAGAUGCUGUCAAAGGGAUAAGAUAAAGAAGUAGCAAGAUUUCAAGGCGGUGUGCUUGUGAAGAAAGAUGGAUCGUGUCCACAACUGCCUGCUCUUUCUCCAGUCCCCUUUCCAGCCAGCCUGACCAUUAGGAAAGUAUGAAACUGGUUGGGGUUUAUUUAAUAUUUUUAAUAUAUUGAGAAGCAUGGUCUGCCUGGACUGCACUUCUCUAACAAUGAGAAAUAAAAUUGUGCAGCUAUUUUAAAAGUUGUAUAUAUAAUAUGUGUGUAAAAAGUAUAAAAAAGAAAAAGGACAAAGAGGCUGCUUUGUUCUAGUUCAAUUUCUUAAAAACCACUAUAUGGUAUAAAAUUGAAAUAACAUUUGGGGACAGUAGGGUAGCCACAAAGAAGAGGAUUUUAAGAUGAGAUGUGUUGUAUUGGCUCAUUUUAUAUUAUUUUUGGCUUAAAAGUUUCCAUAGCUCGGUCUGGGGAUGUAGCUCAGUGGCGCUGUGCCUGCCUGGCAAGUGCAAGGUCCUGAGUUCGAUUUCCGGUACCAAAAGAAAAAAAAGUUCCCUUAGCUCUUACAGUUUGUCAUCAUUUUUUUCUUAAUCAAAAUUAUAAUAAAGAAUCCCUAAUCUCCUGAAGGAAGGCAAAUCUAUUUCUAAUUAUAUGUGUCAGUAAGGAUGAUCUAAACACAGUAGUACAAUGCACAUCUCUCAGUAUCAGGUUUUAUUUUUUGGCCCUUUGAGAAAAUGUCUCCUAACAGAAAAUGUCCUCAGUAUAUGAACGCUAUUAGGGAAUUCAUUAAUGGUUUUUAUUUUCUAGCUUUAUAGUGCUGUACAUAUUAUCAAAACUUUUAAUUUCAUAUUGUUUACAUCCUGCAAAACCCUAAGCCUCCAACUCUUCGUUGGUGUGAUCAAGAGAAUGUUUACUCAUUCAUCUGAAACAGUGCCAACCUGAGUCCAGGUUAAGAACAUUCUUAAUCUAGGUCACUCCCUCCACAGGACUUGAAAUCCAACAUCUUGUGCUGAAACCUUCAGGUUGGCAAUAUUUUGAAAGUUUCAUUGCAGAAGAGCUUAAUAUUACUUCCUAUUUAUAGUCUACCACACAUGAGCUGAGAUUUUUUCUUUUGUUAAAAGAGAAACAACAUCUUUCUGUUUGAAAGUAUACAUUUCAGUCACAUAAGAAUUGAUGGAGGCAAGUGAGAUUUUUGUACUUUUAAGAUUAUUGCCGUAUAUAUAUUUUGUUUUAAAUCUUAAUAAAAUUAGGGACAGCAAGCAGCUUGUUCCUUGAGAGUUAAAAUUAUCAGUACUCCUGUGAAGCAGGAGAUUUCAGCCAUAGAACAAAGAUCUGUUUUUGCUACCUGAAAGGUUUACAAGUAUUUAUUAUGUAUGUCUGUAGUUGGUCAUUUAAAAAGGUGAAAUUUGUUAAAGGUUCUUUUUGAUAUCCAUGUCAAGAAGAAACUUGUACAGAGCGAAACGAUACAUUAAAUGUAUUAGCGAAUACACAAGUUGAUUUUUCUUGGGGUAGAACAACCCAGUUUUGCAUAGCUGAAAAUUUGAUUGAAAAGAGAACUGGUUUAGGAUGAAGAUUAGUUAAAAAGUGAUCAAGUCCUCUUAAGUAUUUGUUGCCUUUUCAGGUUGUGGUAUGGCCAAUUUCCAGAGCUUUUGCUAAGAGUUUUGUUUAUAACUUCUGUUGUGUCUUGCUAGUAAACAUUCUUCUAUAACCACGUUUUGAAGGUGCUGAUUGGAAAACAGAAACACAUGGUUAUUCAUUCCAUAUUGAACCUAGGAUCAGUGAUUUCCUAAAUGUUUAACGAGCCAUUUUAUGUGAACGAAUUCCCUCCUCACCCAUUUGCAAGUUCUAUAAAAUGGGUGUUCACAGCAUGAGCAUCAGGGGAAUGACGUGAUGAGUGGAUUUGUCACUGGAGACGGAGAGUGGCUAUCCUCUCCGUUGACAAACACAUUGCUGCAUGUGCAAGGAGAUUCUUUUCCACUGGUGCUGAGAGAGCAGUUAGGUGAAAGACAGUCCACCUGAAGAUUAGUGUAAAUCCCCUACACACGGACCUCAGCCGUGGCUGUGCUUGGGAGUCACAUUGGAAAGUGUUUUUAAAAAUAUUUAUGCUUGGAUCCUAUGUCCUGAGAUUCUGGUGUUGGUCUGGGAUAUGACCUGGCCGUAAGGAUUUUUAGAAGACUUUCUGAUGCUUAGAGUAUGCCAUCGAGGGUGAGAACCAUUGAGCUAAAAUUCACUUAGACUUUUCUCAUCUGCAAAAUAGAGAAUUCUUGCUCCCUCCCUUCACUACCUCACAGGGAUAUUGAGGGUAAAGGAAAGAAUAAUGGGAAAGUGCUGUGCUGUGGAUGAAAAGUGUUUGUUGUGUUUUGGCUGCAACCAUGAUCAGGAAAAAUGUAUAAUUGAACUUGUGUUGCCUUGGGAAACCAGGAGCACUUCUUUGGUCCUCUAAUGAAGCUUGCAGAUGUGGAAGCAAACAUUACUGUUGUUCAUACUAGUCUUCUGUCGUAUUUGAGUUAAGCUGUUUGAAUUACUUGGUUUUACAUAGGAAAGAAAAAAUAAGGCUUAAAGUCUGUAAUGUUCAUUGGCUCAUAAUUAAAACUUUUCAUACAAGGAAUUCUGUGGCUAAUAGAUAUGAUUUAAUAGUUGCCAUUAUUUUUCCAUCUUUUGAGUUCUGAAUGCUAAGCCAUUUAUUUCAUCUCUUGCUCAUAUAAGUGUAAAUGCAGAUUUGAUAAAGCACCUGAAGCAAGUAGGUUUUUCCCAGUUGCAUACCUGAAAUCAUGGCUCACUGAUUAGAAAUCUUCUGACCUUUAGAUAUGAUUGACUGUGGAGUUUCAAAAAUAAUAAGACCUUAAAUCUUAACAAAUUAUAAUUAAGUUGCUAAAUGUUUACAUAGACUAAUAAUAGUACAGUAUUUAAAAAAUUAUUUUAAGAAAUGAACAGUUUGAAGAAAUAGAAGCUUAAGGAGUUUUACAGAUUAAUGUUGAAAAGGGCCAGGGAUUUAGCUCAGUGGUUCUAGCGCCUGCCUCGCAAGUGCAACGUCCGAGUUCAGUCCCCAGUACCAAAAAAAAAAAAUGUUGAAAAGAUUACUUUCCAGAAAUCAAGACCACCACUUGCUGGGGAUUUAGCUCAGUGGUUCCACCGCCUGCCUCAAAAGCACAAGGUCCUGAGUUGGAUCCUCAGUACCAAAAAAAAAACAAACUUAGGAAGACCAGCACAACUGGAACUGUGGUAGACAUGACCAUUUUGAAGCCUUUAUUAGGAAAGAACAGUCCAUACUCAACCCAAAUGCUGUUCUCAUAAAACAUUCCUCCAUCCCUCUAGCUGAAUAUAAUCUUUCCUACCUUGAAACUCCCCUACUGUGUGUGUGUUUGUGUGUGUAUUUAUUUAUUUAUACACACUUUUUUCAGUACUGGGGAUUGAGUCCAGGGCCUUGUGGAUGCUAGGCAAGCGCUCUACCACUGAGCUACAUCCCUAGUCCUUUUGUAUUUUAUUCUGAGACAGGAUCUCAUUGAGUUGUUCAUGCUGGGCUCAGACUUGCUAGCCUCCUGCCUCAGCCUCCUGAAUAGCUGGGAUCACAGGUGUGCACCACCAUAUGGUGGUGCACACCUGUGAUCCCAGCUCCUAGCUUUAUAUUUUAUCUAUACUUAACUCAUGCUGUAUGACUUUAUACUUUGUGUAAAUGAUUUCUAUUUAUUGAUUACUGAUUGGUGUCUUUGCUCCUUUGAGCUGGCACAGGACCUCUGAUGGACUGAUCUCUGCUUGCAAGGCUAAGCUCGUUGGCAGGGGCUCAGGUUUUUAUUGAGGAACAGAGAAGAACUAUGUAGAGAGACAAAAGCUCCUUUAAAGUUACAGACUGUAGAUAGGUCGAUGAGGAAAAUUCUGCCUGUCAUCCAAGCGAAGCAGGAGAAAAGGCAAACCAGAGGCUAGUGAAGAAGAAACAAAUGUGAAUGCAUUUUAGCCAUUCCCCUUUAUUCGCAAAUAUUGAUAAACUGAUUUUUAGUUCUUGGUGUACAUUUCAUAUAUGUUUAGAUUUAAAAUUAGAAUUCUGUAUUUUAAUUUUUUGGAAUUCUGUUGUUUUGCCUUAGUUUCCUAAUAAAAAGUUAUAAAACCAUAA
Messenger RNA from Heterocephalus glaber (naked mole-rat), 5380 nucleotides. RefSeq names its product F-box protein 45 (gene Fbxo45). The record is from RefSeq and is a predicted model, not a curated record. Gene Ontology annotation, molecular function: protein binding. Lineage: Eukaryota; Metazoa; Chordata; Mammalia; Rodentia; Bathyergidae. Gene Ontology annotation, biological process: synapse assembly involved in innervation; proteasome-mediated ubiquitin-dependent protein catabolic process. Gene Ontology annotation, cellular component: SCF ubiquitin ligase complex; synapse.